AUGGAGACCCUGUCCCAGGACUCCAUCCUGGAGUGCCAGAUCUGCUUCAACUACUACAGCCCGCGGCGUCGGCCCAAGCUGCUGGACUGCCGCCACACGUGCUGCUCCGUCUGCCUGACCCAGAUGAGGAGCAGCCAGAAGGAGAUCCGCUGCCCCUGGUGCCGCGGCGUCACCCGGCUCCCCGCCGGCCUCUCCGUCUCCCAGCUGCCCGACGACCCCGACAUCGUCACCGUCAUCGCCAUCCCCCACGCCUCGGAGCACACGCCCGUCUUCAUCCGGCUGCCCAGCAACGGCUGCUACAUGCUGCCGCUCCCCGUGGCCAAGGAGCGCGCCCUGGGGCUGCCCGGGGAGCUGGGCUGCCGCUUCCUGCAGGCGGGCGGGCAGAAGGGCGGCAUGGGCGUGGGGGUGGCGGUGAUCCCCAUGCCCGAGCAGCAGCCCCUGGGCCUGGGCAUGGGGCUGGAGGGCGUGGGGCUGAGCCUGGAGGCCCUGGACGGGGAGAGGAGGCUGAUGGGGCCCGGGGGAGGCGGCGGCGGCGGCGGGGGGAAGGGCUCCACGUGGUCGGGCGUGUGCACGGUCAUCCUGGUGGCGUGCGUGCUGCUGUUCCUGCUGGGCAUCGUGCUGCACAACAUGUCGUGCAUCUCCAAGCGCUUCACGGUCAUCUCCUGCGGCUGA
This is a messenger RNA of Gadus chalcogrammus (walleye pollock), 672 nucleotides long. It is a transcript of the gene rnf152, whose product is annotated as ring finger protein 152. Gene Ontology annotation, cellular component: lysosome. The transcript has a single exon. Gene Ontology annotation, biological process: negative regulation of TORC1 signaling; positive regulation of autophagy; apoptotic process. The record is from RefSeq and is a predicted model, not a curated record. NCBI's taxonomy places the organism in Eukaryota, Metazoa, Chordata, Actinopteri, Gadiformes, Gadidae. Bases 1 to 672 code for a protein of 223 amino acids. Gene Ontology annotation, molecular function: ubiquitin protein ligase activity.